AUGUCGGGAGAGGUUUAUCUCAUGUGGCUGCUCUCUUUAAUACAAACGGUGAGUAUCUUCGACACCUUAAAAAAACAUUUGUUGUAGCAUGUAAAGAACUAUCUCAUUAGCAGUAAGGCGUGUUGAAUGUAUUCAGAGUUUGACGGUGUGUUCAGCUGGAUGAGCCGCAUCCUGCUUCGCCUAGAGCCUCAAAAUGACGUGGCUUACCGUCAAAACCCGAGAGCCCCGAGCAGAAAGUGCAGCGCACUUAAUGUUUAUAUUCUUAUAUGACACGAGGUGUAUAUGAUGGAUAAACAUAUCGAUGUGUCAAAAUGUCAGUUUUGAAAGAGAAAACGAUACCUAAUCGAGUCUUCCGGUAUUCCGAAAACUUCUUACCCCCAUCCAAAUCUGCGCUCCGCUCUGCGAAAAACGAAACCUGCACUUAUGCUACUGCUCAUUCAAUUAUUUCCGUCUUUUCAGCAAAAGUUAUGUGGACUAAAGGGAAAGUCUUUCACUCUCGACAUGUUAAGGGUGUAUGAAUUUAUUCUGAAUCUAAGCGUGAAAGAUCACACUAGUUUCCCAAACCUUGAAAGUGAAAACAGUUUAAGAGUAUUUAGUUUUCUUUAUGUGAAGAAAAAGCUGACUAAAGAAAGUGAAAAUCGUGUUCAGCAGCAGCAAGAUCAUUUGUUUUUUAAUCGUGACAUAGGGAUUUUUAACCAACAGCAAACAGGAUCAGUACACCUCAGACUAACAUCCUGGAAGUUAGUUUGCCUACCUGUUAAUCCACAUUCCCACUCUUGUAAUUAUGAGCAAGUCUAGCAGAGGAUGUUAACGUCCGUUUUAGUAAAUAAAGUUCAUGAGGCAGAUAGCCCUUGUUUUGGACCAAUAUGUAUUGACAGUAAAAUCAAGUCUGUCUUAUAUUACUUGGAAUUUGGAACAUUACAAAUGCUAACAUAAUGCUUUAUGAAUGUUGCCAACCGCUUGCUUUUCUAGUUAUACCAAAUUUAGUAACGGCUGCACGAUAGCAAUACACAGCGGUCUGAGGAACAAUUAUCAAACAUCAACAGUACAUAUAGGGUCCCAGCCAUAGUACUAGCCAUCAAACAUCUUUUUAGCUUUGCCUAAUUUCCUUAGCAACACAACUCACACAACUAAACACAACUCACCUACUCUCUUCCCGCAGCUGCUUGUUUCUAGUGAGACCUCAGGCCAGUCCAUUACGGACUACAGCGGGGUGAUGCAGUUCAAGGAAGAACAUUUAUGAUCAUUACUUUAUCAUUUCCUAGCAGUAAUAAUCAUCAUAUUAAUCAUUUUGCACUGCAGAUCCGAUAGUUCUUCUGCCUUAGCGUCUCGGUCUGAUUGCAUUUCCUUGAAGAAAUGAUUUUAAGUGUUCUUCCUUGAGCUGCAUCACCCCGCAGCAGUCCAUAAUGGACUGGCCUGAGGUCUAACUUAGUGUUAUGGUGUGUUUGACCUUAAUUUUAUUUUAUGCUGGAAUAUCCUGUUUAUCAGUUAAACCCACAGUGCAGUUGUGGGCUGUGAGAGCCGUGAGAAAUCCAGCCAAUCAGAUGAGGUUUUAUAAGGAGGACAUUAGGUGAAACAGAGAAGUGAGUGAAAACAGACCUAAACUGGCAGCAUAACCAAGAAACACACUUUUCUAUCAACGAUCUGUAUGAUAAAAAAAUACAGGAAAUCAGCUUGGUGACGAACAUCAUCACUAAUGAGCCACCAAGGCUGACAAUCCUCGUCAACCCUCAGUGUAAGCAACACUCAUUUACAGCUUAAUAGGGCUGAGAGUAACAUUAUUAGUUCUUCAUCUUAUACUUACUCAAUGUGCUGUCAAUCAGACACAGGUUUUAGAUACUAAUUUAUCAGGCAUAUUGAUGGAUUAACAGCAUACAGCAGUAUUGUCAUUUUUGUUUUACAGUCCUAUAGCUUGAUAAAGCAUUAUUGUUGUCUUAGGUGCACAGUACACUUGAGGGUGUAAUUUCAAGUUAAACUGGCAUUUAGAGAAGUAAAUUGAAACAUUAUGGUGAAAUCAUGUCAGUGUUCAUUUCAGGAAUUUAUUGCUAAUUUAAAGCACAAAAUGAUCAGAAUCAAGUUUACUGCCAAGCAUGUUUUUAAUGUACAAGUUAUUUGUUUUGAUGUAGUGGUAGAGAAACGAUGAACACUGAAGAAAGCCAGUAAGCAGCAUUAACCCCAACUGCAAUGGGUAGUAAAUCAAAUCAGACAAAAAUGAAAAUAAAAAGGAAUAAGAGCUAAAAAAAAAAAAAUAGAAGAAUGCAAAUUAUGUCUAAUGGGCGUGCUGUUGGGGAGAAUUUCGCAAGGUAGUGGUGAGAGCAAACAUUUUAGAGUAUCAAAUUAAGAAACAGUAGGACUCUGCUAAAUUGCAACCCAUCGUAUUCCUGUUAAAUUCAGGCUUUAUAAAUGUAAUGCUUUUGAACCGUCACAACGUUUAUUCUGUCACAAUGUUUCAUUCUUUGGCUUUUAACACAACCUAAUCACAUAUUGUCUGUUUAUUAAUUACUUCUUAAUUGCUUUUAUCUGCUCUGCUCUCGUAUUUCGCCGAUUUGUUAUCUUGUUUGUUUUUUAAUGUCUGUGUAAAGCACUUUGGUCAACUUGGUUGUUUUUAAAUGUGCUCUCCAAAUAAAAUUGUAUCGUAUUGUAUAUGCAGUGAUUCAUGUUUUCCCCAUUUCUCCUUCCUCUCUGUUUUCCAUUCAGCUGUCGGCGUACGGUGCCGACCUGUCGUCUGAAGCAUGCAGAGAGCUGGGCUUCUCCAGCAACCUGCUGUGUAGCUCCUGUGACCUGCUGGGGGAGUUCAGUCUCACCAAGCUCCAGCCUGACUGCGGGCAGUGCUGCCAGCAGGAGGCCCAGAUGGAGGCGCGCAAGGUAAGAUGAACAACAGAGCCUGGAGAAGUGACACACGGGAAGUGAUUACCUGUGUUGAUUCAGUCACAGCAAGGAGCGGUAUUUAAAAACCUCAAGAUUAGCGAGAGUGCAGAUGAUUAGAACCGAGGUCAACGAAAGUGCGUGUAGUGAUAUGAUCAGGAAAAAGGGUGUUGUGUUGUUUUAAGGUGCAUGAGUGAGACUUCAGCAGAUAUUUUAAUAUUGCAGCGUGUUUUGCUGUCAUUGUCUCUGAGAUUUAACAGAGGAUGGGUAGAUGGUUGUAGCACCAAGCGGACCCCCCUGUCAGGCUCCGUCAUGUUUAUUGACGGAUCACACCCACCGGUCUUUGAACUGUUGCUAAAAACAACCAGGUUGAAGACACACGCUGCAGCUGUGCGUCAGACCCCAGCUGCCACACACAAGCCCCCAUCACUGUCAGUCUUCCUCUCUGAUCUUUGGAGGCGAUGCUCCUUCACCGCAGCUCCGCUCUCCCGGUGGGGUCCAAGUUUUGCAGUAACAACCCUUCUGUAACCAGUUAGGGGGAGUUAGCAUGUGCUCAUUACUCCGGUGAUUGCAUCAAGUUCAAACAGGAGUCCCCGCUGAGCCCUGACGGAUAAACACCGAGUCUACUGAUGGCGGAAAAACAAUGCCAUUUUAUUUUGAUUAAGCAAAGCCCCCAGAGCAUGUGUGGUAUCCUAGCAACAGCACCUUAGAAAGAGGCUGGCACACACCUCAUUACACCUCCUUGAUGAUAAGUCUGUUUCAGAUAGACGCUUAAAGGAGCGAUUACUCUGCUUCCUCCUCAGGAUUUGAGUGAAAAUGUCGGUGGGAUGAGCAAUUGGCCGUCUCCAGCUGCACUCUGAGGGGAGCGGCAGAAAUGACAGUGUCGCUAAGCACAUUUUCUCCUCAGACGGCAACAAUUAUCUGCCUUAAGAAUUCUUUCAUUCUUGCAAUUGGCAUCAGUGCCGAAUCAUUAAACCCUCUGAGAAAUGGCUUAUUUCACAGCCUAGUCGAUUAGGAAGAUUCACUGAACACGGAGGGCAUUUUGGCUACAAUUUCCAAUGUGUGCCUCACAUAAGAGGCAACUCAGCUUUCCUGCUUGACACUUGAUCGUACCUUUCUUAAAGCCUUGCAGUGUCAGACAAGACCAAUUUAAGAAAGGAUUAAUAAACCGAUCAUGCUUACUAAGUUGUCUUGUGUUGCCAAAACUUGACACCACAGAACUUUAGUGUGCGUCUAAAAUUGUAGACACAAACAGGACUUAAGAUGUUCCACUAAUCAGCACAAAAACCCUGACGAUAGCUGUUAACAUAUGCGCUGAUUCCUCCUGUUUGUGCAGUGUUUGCUAGAGGCGGCAUUGCCAAGCUGUUGUUGAACAAUAUUCUCUAAAACAGUGAGAGCUGUUAAUGUUGUUUUGAUCAAAGAUUAGGGCCUGAGGAAAAACCUGUGAGCUUGAUGCUGAGGGCCACACACAGGUCUAACGUUACAGGGAGAAACAUUAACACAAUGUCAGAUUUGUGUGUUUAGAUUUCAGAGAAAAAAAGAAACCCACAGCUUAAUAUUGAGCCAUGAUGCAGGCCAAAUAUGUAGUUUAAUCCGGUUGGAGGCAUACAUACUAAUUAUUUGGAGCCAAAACUUGGAGUUUGCAACUAAAGGGAGAAAAAAGCCCCGACAGUGAACUCACUCAUGUUUAGAGUGAUCAUGUAUCGUAGGUAGAUGUUAAGAAUUGUUUGUAGUUACAUUUCUUUUAUUUCACUUUUGUGAAUUUUGCUCUGUUUAGCUGGUUUGUUGUUUUAAUACAGUAGUUGCCCUCUGCUUCUGCUUGUCAGUAGAAAAAGAGAGAAAAUGGACAGAGUUAAUAAGACAGCAAAACUUCCUUUACUUUGCCUUUUGAAAAGCUCAUCAGGAGCAUUUUGAAAUGUUACCAGCAAGUCUAGUCAGUUUUUCUGUCAUUUGUUAGGAUAGUCGUGUCCCCGCUCUGUUUGCUCAAAUGAAAAGCACGGAAAUUGAAUUUCAGCUGCACUAGAUUGUUUACAGAAAGACAGCAUGAAGAGAGGAAGUGUGGAGGAGAACAUCUCAGCUUUGCAUGCCUGAUUUAAUUUGCCGUGUGAACCAGUCACAUCAAGCUGUUUACUGCCCUCCUCCCUGAAACCUCCAGCGGAGCGCUGUCUUGAAAUACUGCUGUAACACUCCCAAUUUCCUCUAACUCAUUGUAUAUUGGUGCUGGAGGUUUGAUUACAAGUGAGCUGCACAUAAACCGCCAUCAAUCAGCUCAGCUCCAUAUGCAAGGACUCACGGUUUAAUGACCUCCAUGAAGUCGCCUGGACACAUUUAUGAAUCAGCCUGUCUGGAUCAAAUUACUCCUCAGGGCAGGAGUUCUACCUCUGUCUGUGUGUGUGUAUAUGUGUGUGUGGGUGUCUGUUUAUGUGCAUGAGCGUGUCCUCAUGGGCUUCUGUACUUUAUGUUUGUGCACACAGCUCUACCCUGGGGCCAUCCUGGAGGUGUGUGGAUGAAAACUGGGGAGGUUCCCUCAAGUCCAAGGUGAGUUCUCCACUGGAACAAACAUCUGUCAUACAGCAACUAUCUGUAGUGACUCUGCUGACCUGAAUUUCAGUCACCGUCUGGAUGCAGGAGUGAGUUGUUUUUGACGCGCUUCUAGUACAAUCCAAUGUCCAAUCCAGGGUUGUUGUUGUCGAGUUAUCUUUUUGCCAUUUAUUGAUUUAAUGAAAAACAAACAAAAAAGACAGAUACGUCCAACUUACUAUGAUGGUAGUAAAAACCAUGUGCUCUUACCGUUCCCCAGAUCACUGCUUCACCUGUGUCCCUUUGCAGCAUUUACCUGCCCACUCACCUGAAGUGCCCCUUGUGGUGAUUGUGCGAGUAACAAAACGAAACCCCCAAAAUAACAUAGAUGAAACGGCUCAUACACUAUCUAAACUUACUGACAAACUUCAUUUCCUUUGAACUCAGACUGUAUAAAACAUGGAUGGAAGAGAAGUAGAGACUGCAGCCGUAGCCACCUGGACAAUGGUUACAUUGUUGGUCACAUUAUCCUUCAGCCUAGUCAUAGUUGAUAAUGCAUAACUCUCAGCCCAAACAGGCGAGUUAAAACAAAAAUUCACUCCCUCUCUCUUCAGGUUUUUACCUAUUUUGUAGACCCAACAGGCUACAGACAUGUUUACGUCUGCAGUAAAACUGUAUCAGCCUCAAACGGACUCUCAGUGUCCUCCCCUUUAGUCUGCUUCUUUAUCUCACAGCACUAGCAACCACCAGUGUUAAACACUGAACCCAAGGUGGAUGAAUUAAACUGUGGUGUGUACUUGUGCCUGGCUCCAAAUGCCAACAAAAACCUCAUUACAGCUCAUAUCACACUUCUGGUUUUAAAGCAUAAUCAACAUGUUUACAGCCUGUUACAAAGAAAUCUGGUCUCUUCUUGUUCCUGGUUUUUUUUUUGGUAACAACUGUAUAGAGAUAGGGAAGAUAGAUCAUUUAAAGUUCAUCUGUUUUGAUUAUAUUAAGGCAAAGUGAUACUGUGUGGCUGAUUUGACUGUCAGGUGGGCAGCUGUUUUCUUGGCGGCAAAGUUGUGGGCUGAACGCCACCUUUCCAGGAGGCUUUCUCAAAUCUCUCUCUUCAUCAUCUCCUUACAUGUUUUACCUCAGCUUGCUCGCUUGUGUGGACAGUCAGACACGUCAAGAGGUGUCCAAAACCUCCAUGCACAGAGUCGUAGCGACCUGUCAGACCCUCAAACAACGAGCCUGCAUCUUUGCUGACUCACUCACCACAUGUAAAGGAAGUGACUUAAUAAACUAAGGACCUGUGUUUUUACCCACACAGACAUGAACUGCUUUUAUAAAAAAAAAACAGCAAUUGUUCCAAACAUGUUUAUGUUUAAAUGAGCUGAAAAAAGAGGCACCUGAAAUGUGAGAUUGAAAAUAAUUAGAUGCCUCUAAACUAAAAAAGAUGUAAGGGGGGGAAAGAGUCUGCUAAACAGUUAUUUAUGCAGACUGCUUAUAAUAAGCUUGCAGCCAUAUCUGAUCCCUCCACUUUGGUUUAAGGAUGCUCCAUGCAGCAGUGAGUAGGUUUGAGUAAAGAGGGACGGGCCCAAAAGUUACUGAGUCAGCUUUUUUUUUUUAUACAGCCACUGAUAUGUAUGGGUUUAAUGUCACCUCUUCAGAAAAACGAGUGAUAAGGGUAGGCAAAAUAAGCCAUGGGCUUCAGCCUACACCUACAGAAGAAUGUAUUUGUAUAUUUGCAAAGAACAAUCAAAUCUGAAAUCUGAACUCCUACAAAUAAAAAAAUAAAAUAAAGGGUAAACCAAUGAGUGAUAACACUGAGACUUGGUUGAUGUUUUUACAAUCUAUUUAAAUUUAAAAAAUUUAAAAUGUAUUAAGAUAAAAAGUUUUGCACCCAGAAACUUGUAACCAGAGACACUUUACACAUGGUAUGUUGAAAUGUCAAAAUUCAUCUAAAUCUAAAUUCCCCCGGGAUAACCAAAAUGUUCUGAUUCUGACUCUGGGACAGUUAGGGGAAGAAGGGCUGGGCGAUAUAGCCUCAAAUCAAUAUCAUGAUAUAUUGAGCAGUUCACCUCGAUAACGAUAAAUGGACGAUAACUACUCCACAAGCUGCUCACCUCCUCCCACAUUAACUUUUGAACCGUCCUCCAUCUCCUCACCUGUCUUUCCCUCUUUGUUACGGACUGGAUGGGAUGGAGUCACAUCUCUGACGUAGGACAGUGUUUUAAAGGGACAUGAGACCAUAACCUAUACACAUCCAAAACCAACUUUUAUUUAUUUAUUUAUUUAUUAUUUUGACACCGACUAUACGGAUAUGGGCACAAUGACGUUGGUUAUUGUCAUAAAUUUUGGUAUCAGUAAAUUUUCAGUUUAUCGCCCAGCCCUGCCCUCUCAUAUAAUAACACAGUUUUAAAGCUCUUUAAUUAUGAUCUAAAUUUUUCAGUGACGCAGUUUCAUCCCUAAAACUUGAGGUGAUUCUGCUCUUAACACUAAAUGACUCCGUGAUGAAAUCCAGUCCUGCUCCUCCCUCUUGAAAUAUUUUUUGUGCAGUAGGUGGUCAGAGAGCCGAGGGCGUAUUUUCCAACAGGCUUUGAAGUGAUUUUAUUGUCGGUGUCUGUGGCGCAGCAGACCUCCCGUCUCCACACUGUGUAACAUUUGCUUAAUUCAGUGUCAGGUUACGUUGAUGGGUGGGUGAAGUCUGUCUGUACCAUAUGGCUGCUGUUUGUUUGCUUCAGCUGGAGCAGUCUUGUGUUCUCAACUGUCUCCGCCGCUGUUAACGCUGCAUUCUCAGGAGGUUUCGCAGUUGUCACUAAUUACAAAGCUCGCUGCUGAAACAGAAAGGCUAAUUGAGUGAUUGAUGAGCUGGCAUUUUUCUCAUCUGUGCGUUUUUUAUCUGCUCAGCUUUUGUCAGGAGCGACAAGCCGAAGAUGUUCAAGGGUCUUCAGAUCAAGGUAUGGAUGAAAGAGUCGUGACUGAUUAAACUCAUUAUUAGACGCAUUAAGCUUCAAGUAAAAACAGACAAAUCAGAUCAUGUCUAGAAGAAGCUUUGCCAACAUUCCUCUGAAUAUUUUCAAACCUGCUGUCCUCCUCACACGUCGCUCCUCUUUUUUCUCUCUUUCCCACACUGCAGUACGUGAGAGGCUCCGAUCCUGUGCUCAAGCUUUUGGACGAUAA
Molecule: messenger RNA, 8550 nt
Organism: Xyrichtys novacula (pearly razorfish)
Lineage: Eukaryota; Metazoa; Chordata; Actinopteri; Labriformes; Labridae
Source: the annotation of a GenBank genome assembly